CUGCGUGGCUGCGUGGUGCAUGGCUGCGUGGUCGUCAGCGUGGUUGACAAAUUGCGGGGCUCCCAUCAAAUAGUUGAUCAAGUCCAUCAAACGCGACUUGAGAGUCGACGUGCUCCGUUCUUUUCUGUCAAUCCUUGCGUAGAAUCAGCUUGAUGUCAAUACCUGCAAUUAUACGAAGGAUGCACUUUCUGAGGGUAACCUUAUAUGGGCUGGCGUGGUCUCUAUUCAGCGUGGCUGUGCGUGGUCAGCCUGCGUGGUGUGGCUGCGUGGCUGCAUGGCUGCGUGGUUGCGUGGUACGCAAGCGUGGUUGGUUGCGUGGUCCAAGGUAUAUAUCGUCGGAAAAUCUUUGGAUUAACAACUUGAAGCUCAAAAAAUGA
This is a messenger RNA of Desarmillaria tabescens, 377 nucleotides long. RefSeq lists its product as uncharacterized. The record is from RefSeq and is a predicted model, not a curated record. The coding region runs from base 153 to 377 and encodes 74 amino acids. Lineage: Eukaryota; Fungi; Basidiomycota; Agaricomycetes; Agaricales; Physalacriaceae. The transcript is spliced from 4 exons.